Gryllus bimaculatus (two-spotted cricket) is the source of this 2943-nucleotide messenger RNA. Lineage: Eukaryota; Metazoa; Arthropoda; Insecta; Orthoptera; Gryllidae. The record is from the annotation of a GenBank genome assembly.
GUUGUAUCAUUGGCAACCAAUAGUGACCUUCUGUACAAUCAUUUACCAAUGAAAUUAGAUUUUUCUCAGUAUUUCGGCCUAAUAUUGUUGGAAAACUAUCUUCUAUUGGUUCAGUAUUCGAUUCGCAAAUUGGCAUAUGAAAUUUUGUAAAGUAGAGAAUGUGAGCGCCUAUUUUGUUUUACAUUUCUGGUGAACAUUUUCAAAAAUUAAAUUGCAUUAUUUUAUCACACUUCCGAAAUUAAAUCUAUCAUUCUUUCAUAUUUUAAUGUGGACGUCUCUUCAUUAUGGUUGUGUUAUUCGCAUUGUGUGAAGAAGAGAAAUGUGUGCUACAGGUGUUUCCGUUUCUUGCAAUGGGAAGAUGAUAGUCAUCGACCAGUUAAAAGUAAAGAUAAUGCAUUAAAAGUGUGUGGAUCGAGAUGGACAGCCGGGCGUGUUAUUUAUCAUAUCAGGUGUAUUAAAGUGUGUGAAGUGGACAAAUGCAUAGUCAGAAAAUGCAUUUUGUUUUACCUUUUCUUUGUAUUGUUUUCUUUCAAAUGUUUAUGCGAACGUGAUUUGAUAGUUUCGUAUUUCCUAUCGUGUUAAAGAUUAUUAUUUCCUUCUGAUGAUUAAAAUUCCGGUCUUUGAAAAUAUUUAAAAUGCCGGGUUGCACAGUACCCCGUUGUUCAAAUAGUACUCAGAAAGGAUUUAAACUUUUCCACUUCCCAUCUGAUAGUGAGAGAUGUGCUCUGUGGGUCAAGAAUUGUGGCCGAGAAGAAGGUUGGGAACCCACUCGACAUACAUGCAUUUGUGAGGUUCAUUUUGAAGAAUCGCAAUUUGAGUUACAUCGUGCAGAUGGCUUACGAAAACUUAAACCGUAUGCUGUUCCUACUUUAUUCAGUGAUGCAACUCCAACCUUUUAUAGUACAAGAAAAAAAAGCAAUAUUGAAAAUGAUAAUACUAACCUGAAACCAGGAUUACAAAAAGACACUAAGCAAAGGAAGAAUGAUAAAAAUAAUAUUACCAUGUCUAUGGAUGUCUCACCAAGAAUUUCAAAAGUAAGAGAGGCUUCUCAAUCUAGAAGUGAAGCAAAUGCUUGUUUCAUUUGCAACAGUAGAAAUCAAAAUAUUGUUCCAGAUAAUGCAUACACAGAAACUUCUAAGAUUCAAUUGAGACAGAAAUUGGUUCAGCUUGUGGCUGUGGAAUUUGAUUUGUUGGUUGAAGAUAUUGGGGCAGUCUGUAUAAAUUGUGCUCAAAUUCUCAAUUGUAUUGAUUAUAUUGAAAACAUUCAUAAUACAUUGAGUAAAGGCAUUUUAAAUCACAUGAAACAAAAAUUUUGUAUGGAACCAACAGAACAUGUAAAUUUAGAACUUUGUAUGAAGUCUCUGAAAAAUUUAUCUGUUUUUUAUCCUUGGAAAGAUGUGUUUCGUGGCACCGUCUGUGUCCUUGAUGUCAGCAUUUGUCCCAGCGACCAGGAGGCGUUGGGCGACCGCCAAGUGCCUCUGGGCGACGGCGCCGUGCAGCGGCCUGCACAGUCAGUGACCCACAGCGUCCAAUCACGCAGCCACAUCCUAAAGGACUGUUCCAGGCCUUCAGGUGCCCUCCAAUCGCCGCCGCAUGUAGAGCGGUGUAUCCACCUGCUGAGGGCUGAUGAAUCUCAUCUCAUUCAGAAGCGAAAAGAAAAUGUGUUGGUAUCCUCUGAGGCACAACACAAUUAUGAAUCAGAUAAAUCUUCAGAGGUUACUGAUCAGCACAGUGAAAUUGAGAAUGAAGUUCACAAUGUAGAAAAUCAAGAAAUCAUCUUACAUGAAAAUAGAGUAGAGAACACAACAACUGCUAACAACUUUGAAUGUGAAAUAUGCUCUUAUGAAACAAAAUAUAAAGCUUUUAUGAUUUUUCAUUUACGUCAACAUUUUCAAAGACAUUAUACUUGUGAUUUUUGUAGUACUCCUGUUGCGUAUGAUCCUAGUCCAGCAAAAGAAUUCCAGACAUCUGAUGCAAGUUGUAAAAUAAGAAAAGAUUCUGAGAGUAAAAGUAGCAAGUCAAUUAAAGUUUCUUCUCCACGAAUUUCCAAGCCUCAGACAGAUUACCAACAACAAAACAGAGAUUGUUUAGAAAAAAGAAAUAUGUGGAUAACUAGGAAGCGUAAGAGUGCGAAUGCUCAAGAAAGUGACAAAUGUGUUAAGCGGACUAAUAUUUCCCAUAAAUUUGAAGAUGAUUCUCCACAUGUCAUUUUAAACUCCAAGGAAAAACAAAAAAGUCUGUUGUGAUAUUGCCAGAACAAGUGCUUAGGUGUGGUGGAAUUAUUUCACUGGAGAAAUUGAUUUAUUAGAAUUUAUGUAUUUAAGUUAUGUUUACGACUUUAGAAGGUAAGCAAUUCUGACUGAAACUCUCUUUGUUAUGUCUUGCCAUCAAAUGGAUAUCUUCCAAUUCUAGUGACCUUGUGAGUUAUUCAUUAGAAAUUUAAUAUCUAUUCUUCACUCCUUUCAUUUAUCUGCUUCAUUUAUUUUCUGAAUUGAAAGAAUUAGGGAUCCCUUUAUUUUCGGUUAAAUUGUGUAAUUGUUUCUUUCAUUUCAAUUUUAUGAAGUGUGGGAAUGCUGAUGAGGUGCUGUUGAUGUAAUUGAAUGAUGAAAUAAUUGAAGUCAUAAUCAACUUAAUGGAUUAAUAUUAAGUUCAUCAACUUAAUAAAUUAAAUUGGCAAAAUUUACAUCCAUUAUUUCAUCAUUCAUCAAUUUUGUGAAGUAUGAAAAAGUAUUAAAUGUUGCUGUUGAUAGUCAGUGGUCUUUUAUAUUUAUCAAAAUUCUGUAUUGAAGCCAGCUUUUAUGUACAAAUUUCCAUCUUACUUAGGUUAUGAAAACAUUGCAGAAAUGUACUAAAAUCAACCAAUGAAUGAAAUGAGCUUUUCAUUAAAACUUUUUGUAAUAGUAUUAAGUACCUAUUUUAAUAAAUUUGAUACAAAUAAGGUGU